AUAGCACUGGAAGGUUAGACCGAUCAAUCGUGUUGGAUUCUGGGUCUUCUUAAAGUGUUAAUACAAAUGAAUUCUCAAGUUAUUUUUUCGAGCAUAUCUGUCAAUCUCAACUCCAUCCCUAUCCUAAAUGGUACUAACUUUAAGGAAUGGAAAGAAAAUAUUCUAAUAACUUUGGGCUGCAUGGAUCUUGACUUAGCAUUAAGGGUAGAGCAACAUGCUUCUCUUACGGAUGGUAGUACCCAAGAUGAAAAAAAGUACUAUGAGAAGUGGGAUCGCUCGAAUCGCUCAAGUCUUAUGAUCAUAAAGUGUGGCAUUCUAGAAUCUUUUAGGGGUGCUGUAUCCGAUGAGGUUACUAAUGCCAAGGAUUUUCUUUCUGAAAUAGGCAUGUUAUUAAAAGACUUUACUUCCAAAACGUAUUCAGGAAAAGGAAAUAUUAGGGAGUAUAUUAUGGAAAUGUCUUAUAAUGUUUCUAGGCUCAAGACACUUAAGAUUGAGAUAUCGGAAGAUGUUCUCGUACACAUAGUCUUGAACUCUCUUCCUAUUGCAUUUGAUCCUUUUAAGGUUAGGUAUAACUGCCAAAAGGAGAAGUGGUCUCUUAAUGAGCUCAUUUCAUAUUGCGUGCAAGAGGAAGAGAGGAUGAAACAAAAUAAGACAGAAAGUGCUCACUUGGCUAGUACCUCUAAGGAUAAGAGUAAAAAGAGGAAGAGAACUCCCAUUAAGAACGAAGCUGCUAAAGAUCCAGUACAGAAGAAACAUAAGGAAGGUGAAACAACCUGUUUCUUCUGUAAGAAGUCUAGACACAUGAAGAAGGAUUGUACCAAGUAUCACGCUUAGAAAGGGAAGAAAGGGUUGUCUGAGCCACCGCAAGCCAAAUGAUGCUGAAAGAUGCGUCUAUGUGGGAGAUGGCAAAGCAGUGGAUGUGGAGGCUAUUGGGCAUUUUAGAUUGUUAUUGUCUACUGGUUUCUAUUUGGAUUUAAAAGAGACUUUUGUUGUUCCGUCAUUUAGGCGGAAUUUGGUUUCUGUUUCUUAUUUGGACAAAUUAGGUUAUCAUUGUUCCUUUGGAAACUUCCGGUUUAAUUUGUCUUUAAAUUCAAGUAUUGUGGGGACUGGUUCUUUUAUGUCAUAUGACAAUCUUUACAUGCUUGAAACAAUAACUUCAUAUAAUAAUGUUUUGAAUACUGACACCCGAG
Molecule: messenger RNA, 1190 nt
Organism: Cuscuta europaea
Lineage: Eukaryota; Viridiplantae; Streptophyta; Magnoliopsida; Solanales; Convolvulaceae
Source: the annotation of a GenBank genome assembly